This is a messenger RNA of Apiotrichum porosum, 1491 nucleotides long. RefSeq lists its product as uncharacterized. Gene Ontology annotation, biological process: DNA replication, synthesis of primer. Bases 1 to 1491 code for a protein of 496 amino acids. NCBI's taxonomy places the organism in Eukaryota, Fungi, Basidiomycota, Tremellomycetes, Trichosporonales, Trichosporonaceae. The transcript is spliced from 4 exons. The record is from RefSeq and is a predicted model, not a curated record. Gene Ontology annotation, cellular component: alpha DNA polymerase:primase complex.
AUGUUCAGGCCAACAACACGACCUAGCGCGACCGCGUCGAGCUCCCUCGACGUCAAGUUGCACAAGCGCCAGACAGUCAGCUCGGCGUCGUCGAGCGGUCGCUACCCGUACCGCCUAAACUUCUACGACCGCCCUCCAUCUCUGGACAUUACCCUCGACGAGUUUGAGACAUGCGCGAUCGACCGUCUCCGUAUCCUUUCUCACCUCGAGGCCUUGUCCCACCGCAACCUCCCACCUGCCCAGUUAUCCACCGCCAUCGCCACCUACACCAAGCAGCACCUGCCCCUGAGCGCCAACACGGCCCGCACGGCCAACCUCGACGAUGAAAGGCGUCGCGAUGAGAUUGGCCACUGGGUCCUCCGCCUUGCGUUUUCGCGCUCGCCAGAGCUGCGUGCCCGUUUCGUGCGCGCCGAGACCAUGCUGUUCCGUCACCGGUUUGAGACGGACGAUGCGUCGGAGCGUGCGGCGUUCUUGCGUCACCUCGCCCUGGACUGGGCUGUUGUCGGCGAAGACGAGCGCUCAGCGUACGAAUCUCAGCUGCGCAAGUGCAUGCCAUGGGCUCGUCCAGAGCAGUUUGCUGCUGAGAGCUGGUUCAAGGUGUCGUGGACGGCGGUUCCGGACCUCGUGGCGAAGCGCCGCGUCUUUGUCAAGCAGGGCAUGGCGUACGUCCCGCAGAGCAUGCAGAUCAGUCUGGUACUCCAGGCGUUCGACACACGCCUCACCCGCGCGCUCGAGGUUACCGCCAAGAACUUGCCCCGCCUGGAUGAGGACGAGCGUCUCGGUCCCGUCAUCGACCACCUCGCGGCGAGCUUCCUGGCUGGCGUUGGCGCCGGCGAAUACGCUCCCACAGACUCCACUGCUGCCGUCACCGCCGAGAUGGUCGACGAUGUCGCGCGAAAGCACUUCCCUCCCUGCAUGCUCAACCUCUAUGAACGCCUCAAGCGCGAUCACCACCUCAAACACUUUGGCCGUUUGCAGCUGGGACUGUUCUUGAAGGGUAUUGGACUUCCUCUCGAGGAGGCUGUUGUCUUCUGGCGGCGAAUGUACGGCUCCACGAUGACGGACGACAAGUUCAACAAGGAGUACAGGUACAACAUUCGCCACUCGUACGGCCAAGAAGGUCGUAGGGCAAACUACCCCCCAAAGAGCUGCACCCAGAUCCUUACCUCGAACCAGCCCGGCACACAGGACAGCCACGGCUGCCCGUUCCGCCACUUCUCGCCCGAAAACUUGCAGUCCUUCCUGCUGUCGACCUACCCGCAGCUCGAGCGUGGGUCUCCUGAUAUGCGUGAUAUCAUGGACAGUGUCAAGAGCAGCCAUUACCAUGUGGCGUGUACGAGGGUGUUUGAGAUUACCCACAACGUCAAGCGCGGCGAGGGACUGGGGAACAGCGAGAGUGUCAGCCACCCCAACAAGUGGACGGACAGGAGUCGCGAGCUUGAGAAGGAGAAGCUUGCCAUCCUCAAUGGCGAGGAUGUCAAGAUGGAGUGA